AUGGAAGGUCAGAUCUGGUUUUUGCCUCGCUCCCUUCAACUCAGUAGUUUCCAGGCUUACAAGCUAAGGGUAACGCAUCUGUACCAGCUGAAGCAGCACAGUAUCUUGGUUUCUGUGGGUGAGGAUGAAGAGGGCAUUAACCCCUUGGUUAAGGUCUGGAACCUGGAGAAGCGAGAUGGUGGCAAUCCUCUUUGCACACGAAUUUUUCCAGCAAUACCAGGUAACAAGCCCACAGUUGUAUCCUGCCUCACUGUCCACGAGAAUCUUAAUUUCAUGGCAAUCGGUUUUGCAGAUGGGAGCGUGGUACUUACAAAAGGAGACAUCACUCGAGACCGGCAUAGUAAGACCCAGAUCCUCCAUGAAGGCAGUUACCCUGUUACUGGCCUUGCUUUCCGACAGUCUGGCAAAACAACGCAUCUGUUUGUGGUUACCACAGAGAACAUCCAGUCUUAUAUGCUUUCAGCAAAAGACUAUCCUCACCUGGAGCUGGACACUCACGGUUGUGGACUGCGCUGCUCGUCUCUCAGUGACCCAUCCCAGGAUCUCCAGUUCAUUGUGGCAGGAAAUGAAUGUGUGUACCUUUAUCAGCCAGACGAACGUGGCCCCUGCUUUGCCUUUGAGGGACAAAAGCUGAUUGUUCACUGGUAUCGGGGGUACCUCAUCAUUGUCUCCAAGGACCGAAAGACUUCUCCAAAGUCAGAGUUUGCUGGGAAUGAGGCACAGAACUCGGACAAACAAGUCUUGAAUAUCUAUGACUUGUGCAACAAAUUCAUUGCGUACAGCUCAAUCUUUGAUGAUGUAGUGGAUGUUUUAGCAGAGUGGGGUUCUCUGUAUGUACUGACCAGAGAUGGGAAGAUUCAUGUGCUGCAGGAGAAGGAUACGCAAACCAAACUUGAGAUGCUAUUCAGAAAGAACUUAUUUGAAAUGGCCAUUAACCUGGCCAAGAGCCACCACUUGGACAGCGAUGGCUUGUCAGAGAUUUUCCGGCAGUAUGGAGAUCACCUGUAUAACAAGGGGAACCAUGACGGGGCCAUCCAGCAGUAUAUCCGAACUAUAGGGAAGUUGGAACCAUCUUAUGUUAUUCGGAAAUUCCUGGAUGCUCAGCGUAUCCACAACCUCACCGCUUACCUGCAGACUCUCCACCUGCAGUCCCUGGCCAAUGCAGACCAUACUACGCUGCUGCUGAAUUGCUAUACCAAGCUCAAAGACAGCUCCAAACUGGAAGAGUUCAUCAAGACGAGCGAGGGUGAGGUCUGCUUCGAUGUGGAAACAGCGAUCAAGGUGCUUCGUCAGGCGGGUUACUACUCCCACGCUGUGUACCUAGCAGAGAAGCACAUGCAUCAUGAAUGGUACCUCAAAAUCCAGCUAGAGGAUAUCAAGAACUACCAAGAGGCUCUGCACUACAUUGGAAAACUGCCUUUUGAGCAAGCAGAGAGCAACAUGAAGCGGUAUGGAAAAAUCCUGAUGCACCAUGUCCCUAACGAGACCACAGAAUUGCUGAAGGUCCUUUGCACUGAUUACCGGCCACUGGGAGACAGUGAAGGCCCUGGGAUGCUGGAAGGAAGAAAGGCUAAUUCGGAGGAGUUCAUUCCGGUCUUUGCAAAUAACUCCCGAGAACUGAAGGCUUUUCUGGAGCACAUGACUGAGGUGCAGGCUGACUCUCCACAGGGUGUCUACGACACUCUAAUGGAACUUCGACUCCAGAACUGGGCACAUGAACAAGAUGAGCAGAUCAAGGAGAAGCUGCACAAUGAAGCCCUCACCCUCCUGAAGAGCGGAAGGUUUAAAACAGUCUUUGAUAAGGCCUUGGUCUUAUGUCAGAUGCACAAUUUCAAGGAUGGUGUCCUCUACCUCUACGAGCAGGGCAAACUUUUCCAACAGAUCAUGCACUACCACAUGCAGAAUGAGCAGUACAAGAAGGUGAUCGAGGUGUGCGAGCUGUACGGAGACCAAGAGGCUUGUCUGUGGGAACAGGCUCUUGGCUACUUUGCACGGAAGGAGGAGGACUGCAAAGAGUAUAUUGCUGCAGUGCUGAAACACAUCGAGAACAAGAAUCUUAUGCCUCCGCUGCUUGUUGUGCAGACGCUGGCUCAUAACUCCACAGCCACACUGUCUGUGAUUAAGGAUUAUCUUGUCAACAAGCUGCAGAAGCAGAGCCGCCAGAUAGAGCAGGAUGAGCAGAGAAUUCACAAAUACCGAGAAGAAACGACAAGGAUCCGCCAGGAGAUUGAGGAGCUAAAAGCAAGGCCCAAGAUCUUUCAGAAGACCAAGUGUAGCAUUUGCACCAGUGCCCUCGAGCUGCCUUCAGUCCACUUCCUGUGCGGUCAUUCCUUCCAUCAGCAUUGCUUUGAAAGCUACUCAGAGAGUGACUCGGAAUGUCCUACGUGCAUGCCAGAAAAUCGCAAAGUGAUGGACAUGAUCCGAGCCCAGGAGCAGAAGCGAGAUCUGCACGACCAGUUUCAGCAUCAGCUCAAGUGUUCCAACGAUGGCUUUUCUGUUGUUGCCGACUACUUCGGUCGCGGCGUCUUCAAUAAGCUUACGCUCAUCACGGACUUGCCCUCGGGAAGGGCAGCGACGCUUGAGGCCGGCCUGCAGCGGGACCUGCUCAUGCACACCAAGCGCAGCACCUGA
This is a messenger RNA of Nestor notabilis (Kea), 2631 nucleotides long. It is a transcript of the gene VPS11, whose product is annotated as vacuolar protein sorting 11 homolog (S. cerevisiae). Gene Ontology annotation, cellular component: endosome; HOPS complex. Gene Ontology annotation, biological process: endosome organization; vacuole organization; organelle fusion. The record is from RefSeq and is a predicted model, not a curated record. The transcript has 15 exons. Gene Ontology annotation, molecular function: protein-macromolecule adaptor activity; protein binding. Lineage: Eukaryota; Metazoa; Chordata; Aves; Psittaciformes; Psittacidae. Bases 1 to 2631 code for a protein of 876 amino acids.